AUGAUGUUAAUCAAAUUUUUCCAGGCCCUCCGGAUGGCCAAAGAUGGGAUGGAGAAGCCCGCGAACCCUGGAUUAUUGGCCGAGGACGAGCCAUCACCCUCGACGUCGGCCAAGUCGCCGGAAGGGCCGGAAGAGCCGGUCGGAGGAGCGGGAGUAGCGCUAGUAUCCAACUGCCAACUCUCACCGAUUUGUACCGUAUGCCAGAAAGCGCCCGGCCGGAACAACUAUGGAGGCAUCUGUUGCUCCAGCUGCAAGAUCUUCUUCCUCCGUGCGGCCACCAAGGGUUUCGAGCCAGUCUGCAGACAGCUGAGCAAAUGUCAAUUCAUAAUGAACAAGUGCAAGGGGUGCCGAUACGCGAGAUGCUUGGAAGUCGGCAUGGUGCCGGAAAUGACCGGACGUCGCGAGGGAUGCAACCGAAGAACACGUGCCGAGGUGAAGCUCAGCCGGCAGGGGAGGACGGUCAACUGGAGAAAGGGACAGGCACGCGACCAUCGAGAAAUCUCCGAAGAAUCUUCUGUGAACUCCAUAUCACCGUCAUUAACUCUGGAUCGGCCACUCUCCAUGAGUCCGCCGCUCGAAAAAAUGGUGCAAUCGUUGAUGACGUUAGAGAGAUACUGCCUACAUGAAGAAGAUGAACAACUCAGCCAGGAGCACAUUUUUAAUCUGGAGUACAACCUGGAUCUCCAAUUUGUAGAUGUAUUGACGCGACAGGCUCCAGUUUGUUCGAGAGUUCCCGUCGGCUUCGCCAACGCGAAGCACAUGGAACUCCGACCGACCGACAUUCUCCUGCGUGGAAUUGCCAGAUUGGUGCUCUAUAUGGUGGACUGGUUCCGAGCAACAAGGCAGAUCUGGGAAAUCUCGGAAGAAAGCAGGACGCGCUUCUGCGCCAGCCGCGUGCACAUCCUUUUCCCCCUUAUCGUCGCCUACUACACCUACAAGUACAGCUACUCGGAGUGCGUCUGCGGUCUCGGCUACCUCUUCAACCUGGCUGAAUGUGAUCCGGCCAGCAACAACACCGUCUUCUUGUCACGGAUGCAGGAGAUGAUCUUUGAGCACAUUGUCGAGGUGUUCAGGGAGUUGGAGUUCACCGAGGAGGAGUUUGUCGUGCUCAAGAAUAUCGUCAUAUUUUGCAAUCCCAUCACCCUGAACGUGUCGGAUGCUGAUGCCCAAACGAUACGCCAAGCCAGGCAGUUCUAUGAGAACAUGAUGGUUAACCUCUGCCGAAGUCAAGGCUCCGAUCCGGCCCAAGUCCGCGCGCGCGUCGUCCGGAUUCUGGAGCUCUGCCAAGUGCUUACUAACAUGGGCGGCUUCAGCAAGGCGUUCCUCACACGAAAACUUCUCGACGACGCACCCACAUUCCUGAGCCGUCUCGUUGCGGAGCUUCAUGCCCACGCCCUUCAGCACUCGCGGGCCCCGUCGCCAAUUCUGGAGGUUGACGAUGAGGCGAGUAGCGUGGAAAGUGUCGUAGCUGCUCCGCCACAGGACCCGUUUCCGGUCCAGGCGUCUUCUGACACCACAGACUCCAAAGGACUGGCGGCUGUCGCCUCGACUUCUCAGGACUUGCCGACAAGUGAACCGAAAAGUGUCGAGUCGGACUCGGAAAACCAGCACCACCCUGCCGCGGCGAGGAGGAGCAGCUUUUUGGGCCCGAGGGGUCUCAUCGCUCGACAGAUCUCAUUCGGGAGCCCGGAAACGGGCAGAAGAAGCAGGUUGACGUCGGAAACUGCCGAUGAUGAAAAACCACCUCUCUCAGCCCCGGCUACGAUGCAGAACAAACUACAGUUCUUGGGCCAGCAUGGCGGAAGUUUUGAUGAUGACCAGAAGGCCGUAGAACAAUACUAUGAAAAUAAUCACUAUUCCCAAGUCGCCGGCUACGUUAAGAAACUCGACGAGACCCUAACCGUCAUCGCCAACGAGAUCUUCGUCACAAUUCAACAGAACGCUACUUCGUUUUCGGAAGACUCCUACAUCCAACUCCUUCAAGCCGAGGAGCGAUUUUCGGGCUCAGCUUUUGAAAAGGCUAAUGAUGAGUCGAAAAUGUUGUGGAACUACUGGUCGGCCACGUUCUAUUCGACGAAUAUUUUUAUGACCGUCGGAUACGGUGUUAUCGCCCCACUCACCGACCUCGGGCGUGUCAUCACCGUAAUCUACGCCGUGAUAUUCAUUCCGAUCUCAAGCGUCGUAUGCCGUGACCUGGGCCAAUGGAUGCUCGUCGGAUUAACGAAACUUUAUGCUAGGCUGCUGAUAAGAUGGAGAACCGCGCGUGGUGUCGACACCCGUGAAGAUGAGGACAUCGUGCUCCCGAUGAAAUUUGCUGGUUUGACGGCAGUAGUAUACUGGUUCUUCUGUGCACUACUCACCUGGUACUACGAUGAUAUAAUGGGAGAGCCGGGAACCGGGAUGACGUACUGGGCAUCUGUAUACUUCUCUUUCAUUACCUUGACUUCUGUUGGGCUCGGAGACUUGAUGCCGAACAAUGUUACUCGAUCACCACUCCAAAAAGUCUGGUACUUCCUCGGUCUACCCGUGUUCAAAGUGGUGAACAGGAUGACUUACGUCUCCCUGGAAAAUGGUGUCUUUGGUACCCUGACGGUACUGGAGAACAAGCUGGAGAUGUGGAACCAGGACGACAAGGUGGUACCGAAAUUCGAUCGUGGAAUGUCGAAUGGGGCCUCAUUACCUCAGACUACCCUGACUGGUUUCCCAUCCGAUUCGGAAAACACCGUGACAUCUGGAAAAGUGCGAAGACGAGACUCGCUGCGGAGCAGGGCUACAGUUGAGGAGCAAGAAGCUCUCAACGAGCACUUGAACAACUUCACCGUCAAGUCCAUCAAGCAGUUCAUGCAAUCACGGGGAGAUGUCUAUGGUGGAGACUUUGGCAGGGUGAAGGUGACGAAGGCCCAACUGGACUCGUUGAAAGAUGACCCGAAAGUG
This is a messenger RNA of Mesorhabditis spiculigera, 2934 nucleotides long. The record is from the annotation of a GenBank genome assembly. Lineage: Eukaryota; Metazoa; Nematoda; Chromadorea; Rhabditida; Rhabditidae.